AUGCGCGCCACCAGCACAUCCGAUAUCCUGUCGCACUUCACGGCUCACGCCGAUAAUGCCGAGCGUCUGCUCGACACCCUGGCCUCCCACGACAAUCCUGCAGGCCCUGCCCAUGACAUCCGCGAGGACCUCAAGGCCGCCCGCCAGGAGCUUGGCGAGGUCAACCUGAUGAUCGCCAAGCUCACCGCUCUCGUCAAGCAGCAAGCCAACAUCAUCGAUCAGCUUAUGGACCGCAGGCUCGCCGCCACUGCCUCACAGACUGCCAAGGCAGCCAUCCCAGCCGCCGAAAAGCCGCAGCCAGCCAAAACCAUCGAUCCCAUCCAUGACUUGCCCCGGCAAGUCAUGGUCAUCGAUCUGCUCGAGACCCCGCAGCCCCAGCGAGUCGAAGUCGUCCUGCCCACCGAUACCCAAGUCCGCGACACCCUUGGCCGUUCUGUCUACCACAAGCACCUCUUCUCCACCCCCGUCGGCGCCGUGUGCCUGGAGCGCCAACUCAAGCGCCGAGUCGACGACAUGAGUGUCCAGCAGGGCCGCGCAGUCUCCAAGUCACAGUACAUUGACCUGCUGCUUUCGCACGUCACCGAAUGGCGGAAGUCUGGCACACCCCAGUGGAUGUCGGAGCUCAAGCUGAAACGCCGCGGCCACUCGGGCAGCCAGCCAUGCUCCGUCCUCGACUUUUUGGAGUACCUCUUCCACACCAUCCAGGACGACGUUGCUCAGGAUGUUCUGGCCUCCAACUCGACGCUUGUGAGCGGCUCGAUAGAAUCGAUUGUCAAUGUCAAAGAGUCCAUCUACGGCAACAUCCCGAGCACCCCGCUUGACGCUGUUGCGCCAUCGGUUUCGACCAACGAUUCGGAGGAUCUAUGGGGAUACUGA
Messenger RNA from Polychytrium aggregatum, 876 nucleotides. RefSeq lists its product as uncharacterized. The record is from RefSeq and is a predicted model, not a curated record. Lineage: Eukaryota; Fungi; Chytridiomycota; Chytridiomycetes; Polychytriales. The coding region runs from base 1 to 876 and encodes 291 amino acids. The transcript is spliced from 3 exons.